UUUGGUUACUCCCUUUGCGGCCAAUAACGAUUCCCAAUACACACUUCGGUGUUCGGUGGGUAUUGUGCAAGUCAUAGUAAAAAUAGUGCCCACGAGCCAAGGUCGCAUCACGCAUCGCGCGCGCCCGGUUUCAUUCGUUCAACAACCGCCGUGGUGAAGUGACGCUUUCUUUAGACUUCCUCGUCCGACGAAGAAUCCCAGCAGUAGUGCUGCUUUACGAUCAUCAUGGAGCGUUGGAUAAGUCGUGUAGCUGUAGUGACCGGUGCUAGCUCCGGUAUUGGUGCUGCGAUCGUAAAGGAUCUAGCCAAAACCGGUAUGGUGGCAGUCGGUCUGGCACGACGCGUCGAGCUCAUCGAGCAGCUACGGAAGGAUGUGCCGGAGGAUGCGGCCAAGCGGUUGCACGCGAUCAAGUGCGAUGUGUCCAAUCAGGAUGACAUCGAUGCGGCGUUCAAGCAGGUGGAGGAUCAAUUUGGUGGGUGUGAUGUGCUGGUGAACAAUGCCGGUAUCGUCCGGACUGUUCCGCUGCUGGAUGUGAACAACUCGGCCGACAUCAAGUCUGUUCUGGCCACCAACGUGACCGGACUGGUGCUGUGCAGCCAACGGGCAUAUCAAUCGAUGGUGAAACGGUCGGUUGAUGGGCAUAUCAUUCACAUCAGCAGCAUCGUGGGCCACAUGGUACCGAAUCAUCCGAACCUGAACGUUUACCCUGCCUCGAAGCACGCCGUCAAGGCCAUCACGGAGACGAUGCGCCACGAGAUGCGAGAUGCUGGCAAGAAGAUCAAAGUGACGAGUAUUAGCCCCGGUGGCGUGAGGACAGAGAUUCUGCAAGGUGUUGGCCUUCCGGCAGAUAUGCCGCUACUCGAUCCACACGACAUCUCCGAAGCCGUACUGUACACGCUGGGCACUCCGCCACGAGUACAGGUGCACGAAAUCAUCAUCAAGCCGGCCGGCGAGAGAAUUUAAACAAUCAUUACCGUGUUACUCAUUUUCAUUCUGUUCUAAUACAACCUUUGGCCUAUAAGGCCACAAAUGUCUCCCAGUCAAUACGACUUACAUAAUUUCGUGGCCUCUAUUACCUGUGCAGAAGGGAGGGUAGAAACGGGUUAUCUGGUGUUCGUGAUGUUAUCCAGAAACAAUCGACCGUAAAAGCAUAAUUCAACUACGCACCCGGUGCUGUGCUGAUAAGAUAGCGUAAGCAAGUCUGUCACAGACCAUCUGCUUGGGGGUAUGCGUGCCGUGACAUUUCACGCUUCACGCACCGGUGUGUCUGUGUAAAUGUAUCGCUUCUAUUCGCGCUGCUUAAAACCGUGAUGUUGAUUAGAGAGAAUGAUCGAGACCGCGGUCCCUCCCGAGGGGUGGUUGCUGACCUUGAAUGAGUGUUGUGGCCAUGCUUGCGUGAUUCUGGCGCAAGUGUAUCGCGCAGACGGGCCCGCUGGGACUGGGAGAAGAAGGAAGUUUGAGGCUGGUUUGCGAAGAGCAUCGAUCUGUAUGUUUUCUUAGCGAAACGAAAUGCAGAAAGCUAACACGAUCCAGUUAUGGUGUGUGGUGGUCGUGUAUUGGCUUGUAAGGUCAUGGUCAGACGAACCGCGAAUAGAUUAUUCCAAGCGUAUCGUUGGAUUUCAAUCCAAUAUAGGUUCUCCAGUAAAUCCUGUUGAUGACUUUUGCUGCUAUUGAGCAAAUAUUAAUUCAAUUCCAAACUUCCUUGGAAGUAAUACAAAAUUUUAAGGCAUUUCUUUAAAGUAUUUAAAAUAAUUUAUCAUGCCGUGAAAGGUUUGGAUAAUAUUGGCCGUGACAUGGGUAAUAUAAAAGGCUACUGAU
Anopheles darlingi is the source of this 1818-nucleotide messenger RNA. Its product is annotated as farnesol dehydrogenase-like. Lineage: Eukaryota; Metazoa; Arthropoda; Insecta; Diptera; Culicidae. Gene Ontology annotation, molecular function: oxidoreductase activity. Bases 226 to 963 code for a protein of 245 amino acids. The transcript is spliced from 2 exons. The record is from RefSeq and is a predicted model, not a curated record.